This is a messenger RNA of Penicillium samsonianum, 2016 nucleotides long. RefSeq names its product arylsulfotransferase family protein. NCBI's taxonomy places the organism in Eukaryota, Fungi, Ascomycota, Eurotiomycetes, Eurotiales, Aspergillaceae. The transcript has 4 exons. The coding region runs from base 1 to 2016 and encodes 671 amino acids. The record is from RefSeq and is a predicted model, not a curated record.
AUGGGCUCCAUAUUUUCCUCUGCGCCGUCACUCUUCUUCCUUGGUAUUCUCUGGCUAUGCGCUAUUGAUUGUGCGCUUGGAGAGGAAACCUCUUUUUACAAAUCGAGACCCGACAUAUACCCGCCCGUCUUCAAUGUCGAAAAGUCCGAUCCAGACAAGCUCAGCCCGGGCUACAUCUUCAUCACACCAUACGAACUCGAGAAUCCCGGCCCGUACAUUUACGAUAACACAGGGGAAUUAGUAUGGAGUGGCUGGGGUGUUUCGGGGCCGGGCAACGCCCAUGGCCUCCACGUGUGCAAAUAUAACGGCGCCGAUCACCUAUGUUUCUUCCAGGGCAACCAGCAAAAAGGAUACUGCCGCGGACAUGGUAUCAUCAUGGAUAAAAACUACCGAGUUGUGCGAUCUGUUCUACCGGGUGGAGGAAUGGCCUCGAGCGACAUGCACGAAUUCCGUCUCGUCAACGAUGGCAAAACCGCCCUCAUGACCAUUUACCAGCAACGGCAAUUCGAUAUGACACCGUGGAAUGUCAAAACUGGCGUGGGGUGGCUCAUGGAGAGUGUUUUCCAGGAGAUCGAUGUGGAGACCAACAAGGUCCUGUUUGAAUGGCGGUCUCUAGAUCAUGUUGAUCCAUCGUCGAGCUAUACAUGGCCGUCUCAUACGGAUACUUCUGGAACGGGCUUGAACGUGCAUGAGCCUUGGGAUUACUUCCACUUAAACUCCGUUGACAAAAAUGCUGCCGGUGACUAUCUGAUUUCGUCGCGGCAUACUUCUGCCAUCUACAAGAUCUCCGGUAAGGACGGCUCAGUGAUGUGGCGGCUUCACGGCGCGCAGCCCUCUUUCCGGAAUAUCAAUUUUAGCUUUUCGCAGCAGCACGACGCCCGGUGGUUGUAUGAGAAUGCUACGCAUACGAUUCUCUCACUCUACAACAAUGGUUAUAACGGCUUCAACAAGACCCAUACCUAUUCAGCGGGCAUGAUCGUCAUGGUUGACCACGCGGAAAAAACGGCCACCCAGCUCCGCGAUUACGCCCCAAUUCAAAACGACCUAGUGAGCUCCAGCCAGGGAAACCUGCAGGUGCUCCCCAACAAAAACGCCUUCAUCGGAUGGGGAAAUAACCCGUUCGUAUCCGAACACGACGAGGCGGGAAAUCUACUUUUCUGGGGCUCUUUCGCCAAAGACACUGUGAUGAACUACCGCGCCAUGAAGUUUGAAUGGGACGGUGUACCAACAGACUCACCUGCCCUAUGGACAUACUCCCGAAGCGCGGAACCAUUAUCUUCAACCAGCUUCUAUGUCAGUUGGAACGGCGCAACCCACGUCAACACGUGGCGAUUUUGGGGAGCGAUGAACAUGACCGGACCUUGGACCUUGCUGGACGAGGUUUCCAAAACCGGCUUUGAGACUGAGUACACCAGCGCCAGGUUCUUCCUUUGGUGUAAGGUCGAAGCAGUGAAUCGCGAGGGCAUCGUGCUGGGAAAGUCCGAGACCAAGUAUACCUUCGUGCCCUCGUCCGAGCUGCGCGAAUUCUGUGCCGACUCUACCUGCUUGGAUGCACAGGGAUAUGGGUCCCCCGGCGAAGAGGCAGCCCGUCCUCUCAUUCCGCCGGUAGGUGUCAACACUGUGCCGUGGAUUGACCCCAACAACCCGGGCUCCAAUAUUUGGACACAUCCCUCGGGAUAUCCACGUCCUUCUGGUACUCCAAAGUACUCGGAUGGGUGGAACAAUGGCCGUCUACUUGCCUGGGGCGCCGUUCUCCUCGUGGCGAUCCCCAUCUUCGCCGGAGUCUUCCUCGCACAUAGAUACUAUACCAGACAUUCGCUCAACCAACUGCGGGAUCAGGAGUCCUCUGGGUCUAUGAACGGUAUGGUUGAGCGGAAACACCCUCCCGUGCAAACCACUGAUCUGCCCUGGUGGGAUUGGCACCGGUGGAUCGGAGAGGACGAAGCAACUUCCUAUUUCUCGCUCGGUGAACGGAGUCUAUACGGCCACAGGCGUGAACGAGAGCGGGACGAAUAG